AUUUAUUUAUUUAGCUGGAAAACCAUUUAUUGAAUUAAGUCUUUUUAAAAGUCAAUCAGUCAGAUCAAAUACAAUACACAUCAAAUAUUUUAAAUUAUUAAUACAAGAAUUUUUUAUUUGUGUUGAUCAAGGUUUAAUUGUAGCUAUUCUUGCUUUUGUUAAACAACAAAAGGAUCUAGCAGCACCUACAGUUGAUAUGAAUCCGGAUCUUAAACGUAUUGAUAAACCAUUAGAAACAUUAUUUAAAGGUGAAACAGAUAAUGCAUCUGGAGAAUCAAAAAUUUAUUUUGAUAAUCUACAUUUAUCUCCACUUAAGAUUCAUGUAAGUUUUUCAAUGCAUGGUGCAAAAGCAAGUGAACAAUUAUUAGCUGAAUAUCCAAUGGUUGAUUUCUUAUUACAAAUCUUAAAUGUAGCAGAAGUUCAAGAUGUUAUAUUAAAAUUAAAUUUUUAUGAACGAAAAAAUGAUCGAUAUACAAUAACAAAAUUAACAAAAGAAAUUAGUGAUCAUUAUGAAAAUCAAUUUUUAAAACAACUUCAUGUUGUUGUUCUUGGUCUUGAUGUUCUUGGAAAUCCAUUUGGAGUUAUUCGUGGAGUUGCAGAAGGUGUUGAAUCAUUUUUUUAUGAACCAUAUAAAGGAGCAAUGGAAGGUCCUAUUGAAUUUAUUGAAGGUAUUGCAACAGGUAGUAGAUAUUUAUUUGGUUCUGUUGUUGGUGGUACUGCUGGUGCAGUUUCAAAAGUAACUGAAGCAACAAGUAAAGGUUUAGCUACAUUAACAUUAGAUAAAGAUUAUCAAAAUGCAAGAAUUCAAAGAAAAGAAUAUCAAUCUCAAGCAACAUCUGAUAUUGUUGCAAGUGGAAAAAAUGCAAUUAAGGAUGUUGUAUUAGGUGUUAAAGGUGUUGUUAAAAAACCAGUUAAAGGUGCAAAAAAAUCUGGUGGAAAAGGUUUUGUUAAAGGUUUAGGUAAAGGUUUACUUGGUCUUGUUGGAAGACCUGCAAGUGGUGUUGCAUAUUUAACAAGUUCAUCAUUUAAAUUAAUUAAAAGAGUUGCAGCACAUGAAGAAAUAAUUCAUCGAGUUCGUAAUCCACGUCAUGUUGGAAAAGAUGGAAUUGUUCGACCGUCAGUUGCUCAUGAAACCUUGGGAUCCUUUAUAUUUGAUCAAUUUCCUGAUGAUAAACAUCACACUACUGAAGGUUAUAUUGCACAUAUAAAUGCUACCAAAGAACCAUCUACUUUAUUUUUUACUACAACAAAACGAAUAUUAUUUUUAAUUGAAAAUAAAUCUUCAUCAUUUGGUUAUGAUAUUGAAUGGGAUUAUCAUUUAAAAGAAAUAAAAGGAACACCAAUUGUCAAAUUUGAUUCAAAUUUGAUUGAAAUAACUUUAAAAGAAACAAAUGUACUUGGUAUGACAAAAAAAGAUAGUUUACAUAUAAAAGUUGUUCCAUAUGAAAAUAUUGGUGAAGCAAUAUAUAUUGUCGAUAAAAUUAUUGAAACAAUGAAAGCAUUGGAAGUAUAA
Molecule: messenger RNA, 1513 nt
Organism: Rotaria sp. Silwood1
Lineage: Eukaryota; Metazoa; Rotifera; Eurotatoria; Philodinida; Philodinidae
Source: the annotation of a GenBank genome assembly